Messenger RNA from Monodelphis domestica (gray short-tailed opossum), 8673 nucleotides. It is a transcript of the gene DOK2, whose product is annotated as docking protein 2. Lineage: Eukaryota; Metazoa; Chordata; Mammalia; Didelphimorphia; Didelphidae. Gene Ontology annotation, cellular component: cytoplasm. The record is from RefSeq and is a predicted model, not a curated record. Gene Ontology annotation, biological process: positive regulation of MAPK cascade; cell surface receptor protein tyrosine kinase signaling pathway; Ras protein signal transduction.
ACCGGUCGGGGCAUCGUACAGCUGAAUCUUCUUUCAAGCUCUUUUUCUUCUGCAUUGAGAAUACAGGAAGCUCAAGUGUGAAACUCAAGUCAUCGAAAAUACCACACGGCCUGUCGUCAUCAAGAUAGCACGGCGAAGGGCCGGGACUCCAGCAGCCAGAGAGGAAACAAAUUCAACAGAAGAAGGGGAACCAGAAGGAGAGACGAGGCAGGAUUGCACUAAAAGGACUGAGCAGCAGGCAGGGACCCCGCCAUGCUUCAGAGAUGGGGGAGGUGGUGAUAAAGCAAGGCUUCCUGUACUUUCAACAACAGCAGACUUUUGGGAAGAAGUGGCGGCGAUUCUGGGCUGUCCUGUAUGGAGAGUCCAGCUGUUCCUUGGCCCGGCUCGAGCUUCAGGAGGGCCCUGAGAAGCCCCGGCGGGGAGAGGCUGCCCGGCGAGUCAUCCGCCUCAGCGACUGUUUGCGGGCAGCUGAGGCUGGAGGGGAGGCUGGCAGCCCUAAGGACACCAGCCCCUUCCUGCUGGAGACCACGGAGCGCUUAUGCCUUCUAGCCGCUCCCACCCUUGAGCGCAGCGACUGGCUCCAAGCCAUUUGCCACCUGGCUUUUCCGUUGCAGAGAAUAGAACGGAGGGAGCCAGGAGGGCAGGAUGGCUCGACUUCAAAGCAGCAUGACUUGCCGUGCAUGGAAGAGAAUGCCUUGUAUAGCUCUGCACCCUCAGUGAUCCCAAAGAAGGAUUUUGUUGUGACUGUGAGACCCACAGAAGCAAGUGAACGGUGCCGACUUCAGGGGUCUUAUAAACUUCGGGCAGGAGAGAGUGCCCUCGAACUUCGGGGUGGCUCUGAACCAGGAGCUGUAUUGUAUACCUGGCCUUAUAGAUUCCUUCGGCGAUUUGGGAGAGAUAAGGUCACAUUUUCCUUUGAGGCUGGCCGUCGCUGUGUCUCAGGGGAAGGGAACUUUGAGUUUGAAACUCGUAAGGGCAAUGAGAUCUUUUUGGCUCUGGAGGAUGCUAUUUCUGCCCAGAAGAACUCUGCCUCUUUUGGAACCUCUGCUCAACCAACCGCAGUAUCAUCAUCCUUACCAGUACUUGAAAGCCCAUAUUCCCGACCUCAUGACUCCCUCCCCCCACCAUCCCCAACCAUUCCUCCUUCCCGUUAUUCCAGGCCCCCAGAGGGUGAGUAUGCUGUACCCUUUGAUUCAGUGGCUAGGUCCCUAUUGGGGAAUAGCCCUAGGGAAGUACUGCCCACCCCUCCUCAGCCCAGAGUGGACCCACUCUAUGACUGCAUUGAGGAACAGCUCCUGCAUCACCCUGAUCACAUCUAUGAUGAACCAGAGGGAGUGGCUGCCUUAUCCCUGUAUGACAGCCCCCAGGAACCCCAGGGGGAGGCCUGGAGGACACAGGCCAAAGCUGAUGAUGGUCCCAGGGGACCCUACAAAGGUGGCCUUGGGGACUUCUUGGGGGCUACUCUGUCUGGCUGGUCUGAGGGAGCUGAGUAUGACAACGUGGUCCUCAAAAGGGGCCCAAAAUGAUGGCAAAGAUGGAAAAUUCAGAGUCCAGCCCUCAGGAUGCUCAUGGACCUUUAUCUUUGAGGGGAUGGGAAAGGGUUGAAGGGAGAGUUUGAAUGAACUCUUUCUCUCCCAGCCUUCUCUAAUGGCUCCUCCCAGCCUCACAAUGAUCCUCCUACCAUUUUAGGAGUAGAGAAAAUUCCUCUUUAGGCUCUUUCCACCCAGUGUUUGUAGAAUGAGUCAGUAUCCUGAAGCAAAAAAGGAUGAAAAGAGCUCCUCCUCCUCCUCUUCCUCUUUCCCUUUCCUCCCCCAUAGGAAGGGCCACCUUGAAGCAGAACUCUUUCUUCCCUUAUCUCUUAGUUUGUACCCACUUCCUGUGAGCUAAGGGGACCCCCCCAGCAUUGUAAAAAUCUCACAGGCAACCCCUUCCUUGGUGCUGAGGAAGUUGGCUACAGUUUCUGUGAUUCUUGGACAAUUCUCUGGUAUUAAAACCCAUCUCCAAGAUGUCUAUGUGUGGCAUGAGUACUGUGGGGAAGGUAAGGGAUGUGGUGCUGUCAAGGGAAAUAUUUUCUCCUAAGAAGUCCUUUUCCCACCAAGGUUCUCCCUAGGAUAGGCAACAUGGUAAGUGCUGUACUGACUGGCAUCAGAAGACCUGGGUUUGAAUUCUGUCUUUGAUCCUACUGCCGGUGUGACCUUGGUCAAGUCAUUUAACCUUUUUGGGCCUCAGUUUCCUCAAAUACAAAAUGAGAUGGUUAAGGUAGAUGGCUUCUCAUUUGCCUUCCAGCUCUAGAUCUGUGAUUGUUUGACUCCUUAAGUCUUGAAUCUUUUCUCUUAGGUAUCCCAUAUAUAUCUAUUUAUGUGCAUAUUAUCUCUCCCACUGGAAUCUAAUUUUCUUGAAGAUAAGGGACUAUUUUUGACUUUUUUCUUUAUAUCUAAUCUAAUCUAUCUAAUAUAAUAUCUAAUAUCUAUAUCUUAUACCUAUCUAAUCUAUAUCUAAUAUUUGGCACCUUUAUGUUAUUGUUAUUUUUUUAAUCGUGUUCGAGUCUUUAUGCCUCCAUUUGGGGUUUUCUUAAGCAAAGAUACUAGAGUGCUUUGCCAUUUCCUGCUCCAGCUCAUUUAACAGAUGAGGAAACUGAGGCAAACAGGAUUAAGUGACUUGCCCAAGGUUACAUAGCUGGUAAGUGUCUGAGGCCAGAUUUGAACUCAGGAAGAUGAAUCUUCCAGACUUUAGGCCUGGUACUCUACCCACUGUGACACCUAGCUAUCCCAAACUGGCACCUAGUAAGCAAUGAAUUAAGUAAUUCUCUGAUACCUGGUAAUCACUUAAUUCCUACUUGAUUAAACACUUGACUGAUUGAUGGGAAACAGGUGAGCUGCUGCUAUGCCAGGUCCUUUCCUUUCACCCCAAGCAUGGGACUCUUUAUUCUGACUUCUUUCUUCUGGGUUCCAGUCAAAAAUGUCAUCCUAGGGAUUUCCACUGGACAGCAGACCAGGUGGUAGUCCCACCUAAGUCCAGAAGGGGCCAGUGUUGGAUCAUGGUAGAAGCUUCCAGGGGCUCAACAGCUGCUUGGGGAUUUGGUCCAGGAAAAAGCCACCAUCAAAACUCCGGGAACUUGCAUUCAGGAGCUAGCUAUUGCAGAUCCAUAAAACCAGAUCUAAAGGCCUGGGGACUCUUGCUUCCAAGCCGUUGCUUGCCUUCUCUCACCUCAUUGCCUAUCUUCAAGUCCUGUUCUGAAGAUCUAGAACUUCUGUUUUUUGUCUUUGUCUUUGUCUUGCUUUGUUUUUUAACUAAUUUGUGUUUUCCCUCUCCAUAUUCAGAUUUUCUUUUCCUUUCCAUUUCAAAUGGAUAGUGUGGGAAUUUGGGGAAUAAAUGUUGGUAGAGGAUAGUAGAGUGAGGAAACUGGGAGAAUCAAUAGAAUAAUGGGACAACAGGACACCAUUUUUAUGGAAUACUUGUACCAUGCUCUCCUGUCCUGGUUAGUAACUCUGUCUUUGUCCUAACCCUGUACUUUGGUGCAUUGUCCUAGUGAUGAACCCUAAAACCCUGAUGAUGCCUUCUUAUAUUGUACUCUGGCCAAGUAGUGCAAUGGAUAGAGCAAGGGACCUUGGAGUCAAAUCCUUCCUCCCAAUACUUACUAUCAGUAUGAUUCUGGAUGAGUCCCUUAACUCAUCUGUGAAAUGGGGAUAAUAAUAGUACCUACCAAAUAAAAUGACACUAGUAGAGUGCUUUGCAAACUUGAAAAGACUGUGUGAAUGCUAUUAUAUCCCAGUACUUUGUUUUAUUUGGAGUCUGGCUGCUAUGUCCUUCUACUGUUUUCUGGUGUUUUAUCCUGGUGUUGUUUCCUAGUGUUGUGUCCCAGAUCUGUGACUUGGCAGCGUGUCUCAGUGCUGUGCCCUGGCUUUAGGUCCUGGCUCUGUAUCCUGUUGCUAUGCUCCAGUGUUGCCUUCUGGCACUGUGUCCCAUUGUUGAAAUUUGGCACCUUGCUUUAGGAUUGAGUCCCAGGACUGUAGCCUCAUAACUGAUCCUGGUGCUGAACCUUGGUGCAGUAUCCUGAUGUUCCAGGAUCAUAGAUUUAAAACUAGAAGGUAUCUUUGAGGUCCGACUUCUUUUUAUGGUUGAGGGGAAACUGAGGCCCAGAUAUGAUAAGUGACUUUCCCAAGGUCAUAUAGGAAGUAAGUGAAAGAAUCAGGAUUUGAAUUCCAAAUUUAGAUCUCCCUCCCUCCCUGCUUCCCUCUUCCCCCUCUUUGCUCCUUGUAGGCAUUGACUGCUUUUUGCUUUUUCUUGGUAUCUCUAAUCCUUAUCACAGUGUAUGGAACAUAAUGAGCACUUAAUAAAUACUUGUUUGAUUGCUUCCCUGAUUUGGGUUUAAGGUUGGGUGGUGGUGAUGGGGAAGAAUACUGGGCCUCUUCUUGGGCAGGGAGCAUUAAAGUUCUUUUAUUCUGUAUUGGUCAUAACAAUGGUAUCCAGAUUAACAUUCAGCAAAAUCCAACAGAUAGCUUCAGUUCAAGAUUAUCUUUAUUCUUUUGACUACAUUCCUGCUACUUUCAUCAAAGGUCCUUGGCCCCAUUCCAUUAACUGACAUAAAGUCGGAAAACUUCCUUUAAUUCUUGGUGAAUCCCAAUGAUUAGAAUCCCUUCAGCUUAUUUCAGGGGCCCCACGCAACAAAAUCAAUUUUUUUUUUAAACCCUUACCUUCCGUCUUGGAGUCAAUACUGUAUAUUGGCUCCAAGGCAGAAAGGUGGUAAGGGCUAGGCAAUGGGGGUCAAGUGACUUGCCCAGGGUCACACAGCUGGGAAGUGUCUGAGGCCAGAUUUGAACCUAGGACCUCCCAUCUCUAGGCCUGGUUCUCAAUCCACUGAGCUACCCAGCUGCCCCCCAACAAAAUCAAUUUUAAGAACAACUCUAGAUGUGUGAAUUUGGCAUGGAAAUGCUUUCAACAGCCUACUGCCAUCUUCCUGGUUGGAAAGGAAUUGAGCCUGGGACCUAGAACAAAAAUAUUAAGUGAAGCCUAGGGUAUUUUUGUUCUAAUCUCCUGCCGUAUACCUGCCAGUAGCAAUAUCUCUCAGAUCUUUGUUUAGCAUGCCUGCCAGUGAACAAACCUCAAUGGUUUCCCUACAUGUUGUAUCAUGGUGUUUUACUCUGCUGUUGUGCCCUAAUGCUACAUCUCAUCAAUAUAUUCUGGCUUUGUCCCCUCUUGAUGGUUUAUAGGUAUCACUCUUUAAUAAAACUUGGUACAAAGUUUUGGUCAUUGUAGAACAGAUACAGUCCUGCAGAUUAACUAUAAACAGUCCAAUAUGUAUCAAUAUAAACUUCUGUAUCUUAUAUAAUUUUGUAUGUCCUCAUAGGAUAAUGUGAAUACCCUAAAAAGUAGAAUAUAUUUUUAGUGGUUAAAUUGAUAAAUGUACUAAAAAACUAACCAAUUGACUUAUUUAACAUUUUUCUUGGCACCUCUGAUGGUCAGAAAACCAUUCUAAGUGCUGUGUGUGAGAUAUAUGGAUUAAAAACACAAAAUUUUAUUUUUAAACUUCUAAAAUGGACAUAUUUUUGUUUUUUUUUUUAAGUUUCCUUUCACUCACUUUCAUUAAAUUUUUUUUUUUACCUUCCAUCUUAGAGUCAAUAUUAAGUAUCAAUUCCAAGGCAGAAGAGCAGUGAGGGGUAGGCAAUUGGGGGUAAAUGACUUGCCCAGGGCCACAGAACUAGGACAUGCCUGAAGCCAGAUUUCAACUAAGACCUCCCUUCUCCAGGUCUGGCUCUUUAAGUCACCUAGUUGCUCUUAUCACCUUCUUUUCUAGACAUUCUACUUGUGGGGCCAUCCUUUAUAAAAAAGUAAAAAAGAAAAAGAUUAAAAAAAUUUUUUUCAGCAAAACUAAUCAACAAGUCAGUCUAAUAAUAUAUGCUCUGUUUCAUUCUUUACUUCUACAAAGAAGGGAGAGAAAUCUCAUCUCUUCUUCAGGGCAGGCUUUGUUAUUAUAAUCACAUAAUAUUUCUUUUUUUUUCCGUAUUGGUUUUAAGGUAGAAAAGCAAUAAGGGCUAGGCAAUAGGGGUUAAGUGACUUUUCAGGGUCACAUGGCUAGAAAGUGUCUGAGACUGGAUUUGAACCUAGGACCUCUCCUCUCUAGGCCUGGCUCUCAAUCCACUGAACCAGCCAGCUGCUGCCCAUUUUCUUGCUUUUGCUUACCUCACUUUGUGUUAGUUUGUGUAAGGCUUCUCAUGCUUCCAAGUUCCAGUUUGCAAAACAUUUUAAAAAAAAAACCUCUUACCUUUCAUUAUAGAAUCAAUACUGGGUAUUGGUUCCAAGGCAGAAGAGCACUAAGGGCUAGACAAUGGGGUUCAAGUGACUUGCCCAGGGUCACAUAGUGUAAGGGAACAUAGUGUCACAGGGUCACAGUGUAAGGGUUAAAAUUAAUGGUUUGAUUAAAAUAUAUGAAAAUUAUAAAUAAUAAUGGUGGUUGCUGAUUCAAAGUAUUAUUGCUCAAAGUCAAAACGACCUUUAAUAGCUUUUAUUUACAAAAGAGGUGGAAAGAGUGAAAGUAGAGAAAUACAAAAGGGUAGAGAAGACAACAUCUAACUAAAUAUUGCUUGGGUGCUCAAUACAGCCAGGACUUGUUGACCUUCAACCAGAAUUAAACUCUCUCCAGAAGACAGGAAAAGAAAGCUAGCUAUAUCCACUCAUCCAACUUCCCUCCAAAAGGCAGGUUAAGAUGAUGACUCUGAAGGUGACUCCUGAGGCCAACUUUCUUCUUUAAGCUAACUUUCUUCUUGAAGCUGCCUCCCUUCUUGAAGCUGAACUCCUCUUGAAGCUCACCUCUCCAGCCCCAGAAAUUCAGGGCCUUUUAUUAUGGCUUCAUGUCCCUUCCCCUCUUCAAAAGCUCCAAUCACAGCUUCCAAAUUGCCCAGCACUGCCCAGAGGGGCAGUGUCUGUGGGAUCCACUUCUCACCUUCUGGAGGUGUGAAUUCUCAUCAAAAGGGCUCAGUUUUCCUGGCUGAUUGAGUUUCUGAGUGUGUGAAUUCUCUAAGUGGUUUGUGAGCUCCUCCACCUAGUUCAAGUUGUGUUUAUUCAAUCAGAAGGUAGACAAAGGAAAGUCAAUCCUGUCUUUACAAUAUAGUGAGGUAUUAAGUAGGGGUUCUUAAGUUAUUGUUAAACAAAGGGUUAACUCCAACUAGGCAAAAAGAAUAAAGGAUUCCCCUUUUACAAGUGUAAACUCAGAAUAGACAAAGAGAACAAAGGAUUCCUUUUAUAAUAGGAAGUGUUUGAGUCCAGAUUUGAAUCCAGGACCUCCUGUCUCCAGGCCUGGAUCUCAAUCCACUGAGCCACCUAGCGGUCUCCAACAAAACAUCUUUUUCCAAGGGCUCCAAGUCUAAUAAGUAAAAUAUAUAAAAGUACAAACGAAGAUAAUAUAAGGUAGAAUGAGAGAAAGGCAAAAGUGGCCCUUAAAUAAACAUAAAUAGAAAUAUCUUCAACAUUUUUGGUUUGGUUUAUCAUUAAGCAAUUCAGGUCAUGUUGGCAGUUUUAAAUGCUAGUAGUUAACAGAUAUAUUAAUUGUUCCAAAAUUAUCACUUGACAUACAUGAAUUCAAAUUUGACCUCAGACACUGGCUGUGUGACCCUGAGCAAGUCAUUUAACCCUGUUUGCCUCAGUUACCUCAUCUAAAAAAUGAACUGGAAAAGAAAAUGGUAAACCAGUUCAGUAUCUUUGCCAAGAAAAUCCAAGAAUUGGCACAACCCAAAUGACUGAACAACAACAACAUAUGUAUAUAUGUGUGCAUGUAUACCUAUAUUUAUCUAGAUAUAAAUGAGAUAUAGUGUGUCAUAGUGGCUACAGAGCUAUUCUCAAAUCUACCAAACAACAUAUAUUAAUUAAGGGCCUACUAUAUACCAUAUUAGGUGUUGGAGAUCUGAAAACAGUGAAUAUAAUAAUCUCUGUUCAGAGGGACAUCUGUGUUUCAGAGCAGCUUCUGACACUUACAACUGUGUGACCUUGGGUGGACAACAACUUCUUUGUGUAUUAUGGCCAUUUCUGAGGCUAUUAGUUAUAGUGAUGGUAUUGACCUGAUUUGGUAGAAGGCAUUUCUUCAUCUGGGAGUUCCCUCUAUCUACAAAAUCACAGGUCUAGACUUUAUUGCUAUGGUGGUAUGAAUACAAAUUUGUCUUAAAGGAUAAAAUAUCUGUUUUUAUAUUUUUUGAAGAACACACUCCAUUUUGUAGAAUAGUUGCUUGGCAUUUUUAAUUCUUUUGCUUAAUAUUUCAUGUUUCCAUUCCUUCUUGUUACAAAAUGCUCUAAGAAAUUUGAGGAAGGAGAGACGGCUUUUCCUCUUUCUGUAUCCCUAGUACUUAACACAGUACCUGGUACAUAGUAAGUGCUUAAUAAAAGAUUUUUUUUGACUAAGUAUUGACUGAUCUCCAUAUAGUUGAUUUCCAAGUUUUAGUGCCCAUCGCAAAUUUCCUACCAAAAGUCCAGUUCCACAUUGAUGAGUGUUUGCUGUACAUUUUGACCUGGCUGCCUCAUUGACAUCUCCAACUCAACAAAUCAUAGAAGGCACCCAUCUCCCCCACUAAACUGGCCACUUCUCCAGACUUCCAAAUAUCUGUGGAAAGAACCUUAGCAGAUAUGUAGUCCAUCUCCUACCUGAAAAAAAAGUCUGUCUACAACAAAAUAUACCUGACAUACCUU